AGUUAAUGCCUCUUCAAUGUUGCCGCUGAAGUAUGGAAUGUCCCAACGAUACUCCACUAUUCGAUUUGCGGCAGAAUUCCACACGAGAUUUCCUCGAAGCACUGGAAAAUUUCCGAAGUGUCUAUGGCCCAAUCCACGGAUUCGUUUGUGUCGGCCUAUGUGUGUUCGGGAUCCUGACCAACAUGGUACACGUUGUUGUACUGUCUCGUCCAACGAUGAGAAAAUCGGCCGUCAACUGCGUUCUGACCGCAGUCGCCAUCUGUGAUAUCGGAACUAUGGCCUCGUACCUGAUCUACAUUGUUCACUUCGUUGUGCAGAAAGGACAUACUUGUAGUCCAACUUACACCCACGGAUGGAUGUUAUUCUUGCUAUGGCAUGUGGCUCUUAGCAUCACCUUGCAUACGACUUCUUUAUGGCUGGCAGUAGCGAUGGCAUUUAUUCGAAGAAUGACCCUCAGGGUUGCAAGGCUAAACAGCACUUGGCAACGGCCACAAUUUGCUUGGAAAUUGUGUGUUUUGAUCUACAUAUGUGUGUUCAUAAUGUGCAUUCCAAGUAUUUUUGUACAUGAGAUUUCCUUAUACCCUGGCGGUGUAUGGCAACCGAACAGCCAAUGCUCCUCGCGCUAUCCAGCAAACUACACUCAGCCAAUGUACACUUUCUCAGUCAGCAAAGAAGCCACUGCCAAUAAUUGUAGGCUUUUCAAGAUGAAUAUUUGGGUGAUCGGCAUUGUUUUUAAGGUUAUACCUUGCAUAUUGCUCAUGAUUCUCAGUUUUGGCUUAGUUGAUAAAAUUCGGCAGGCGGAACGCCACCGCAGAAAGCUCACAAAUGUCAGUCUCAACAAUCCCAAUUCCAUUGAUGGCACAUCUCACCCAAAAAAGAAAUCAUAUAGAUCGGAUAGAACAACGACGGUGUUAGUGGUAAUCCUCAUAGUAUUUUUAAUCACAGAGUUGCCUCAAGGAGUAAUCUCAAUAUUAUGUGCCGUUUAUACUGCUGAUGUACACAAAUAUUUGUACUUUAAUCUGGGCGAUAUUCUGGAUUUGCUUUCAUUGAUGAAUUCAUCUGUCAAUUUUGUUCUUUACUGCAUUAUGUCAUCUCGCUAUCGGCAAACGUUUUGGAUGGUAGUUCUUCCUUCGAGCGCGCAAUCGCUUUGUAUCACCAAACCAUCAGGUGUACCUACACAAAGCAAUUUCAACUUCACACAGAUUCAGUUGCAAAGGAGAAACAGUAAUAAAAAACCACUCUAUUCUCCUACUGCAAGUGGUUUUCUGUUCAGAAACAAAGAAUACGCACCACUUGCAACUGAAGCUGAGGAACAACGGAACGAAUGCAUUAGCGAUGGCUCAAAAGACAGUCAAGAACGGGUGGAACAACUCUGAUACGUGUAUGAAUAUUGUACAGAAGUCAAGCAUUAUAUUAGGAAAAUACUUCAUUUUGUCUUCUCCUUCAUCUUGUCAGCAAAAACGGUUGAGUACAUUUCUUCUACCAUUCUACUUGCCGCUUUCCUUGAAAACACAUUAACCGAUAAAUUUUUACAUGUCAAACUAACGCAUUCAGUAGUAGAAAUACUGUCCUUUAUAUAGCUCCGAUAAUUUCCCGUGGCUUUAGCCAGUCACCUGGUUAUAGCGGUAUUGGCUCUUGAUGUGUUUUUCAUUCGUGGAAAACUUGUGAAGUCUCCUUGAUCUCAACUUUGUUAUCUC
This is a messenger RNA of Cylicocyclus nassatus, 1697 nucleotides long. NCBI's taxonomy places the organism in Eukaryota, Metazoa, Nematoda, Chromadorea, Rhabditida, Strongylidae. The record is from the annotation of a GenBank genome assembly.